This is a messenger RNA of Camelina sativa (false flax), 612 nucleotides long. RefSeq lists its product as uncharacterized. NCBI's taxonomy places the organism in Eukaryota, Viridiplantae, Streptophyta, Magnoliopsida, Brassicales, Brassicaceae. Gene Ontology annotation, molecular function: RNA-DNA hybrid ribonuclease activity; nucleic acid binding. The record is from RefSeq and is a predicted model, not a curated record.
AUGGGUUACGAGUUUUAUCAGAGGCUUAAUGCGCAGCAGAUAGAUACGUAUGGGACAUGCUUUCCUCGUGGCACGCCCUUGGAUCUCAGGUGGUGUCAUCCAUGUGUAGGAUACGUUAAGUGUAAUGUGAAUGCUGAUUGGAGAAAUCCAGAUACGUUGAGUGGGGUAUCUUGGAUUGCUCGUGAUUGCAGGGGUAGGGUUCUAUACCAUGCAAGGGAGGCUUUUACGGAGUCACCGAACAGGAUCGUUGCUGAGCUGCGGUGUAUCUUGUGGGCGAUUCAAAGCUUACGAGAUCUUCGUGUGGGUAAGGUUAUAAUCUCAUCGGAUUGUCAAGCUGCGAUCGCGGCCUUGAAUAACCCGCGGUACUGGCCUCAGUAUCGGCGAUUGCUGGACGAGAUUAGCAGAACUGCUCGAUCAUUAUCAUUUGAAUUUAUCGCUUUUGAGGUGGUGUCUUGUCACUCUAAUACCAUUGCAAGGGACAUUGCGUAUAGUGUUGUGAAGGAUGGUCGUUACAAUUCGUACCUUGCUUCGGAUGGACCGAGUUGGCUUUCGAAUCGAAUACGCAGUGAGGCGCAACCUCGCUAUGUGUUUAGGUUUAUUCCCUAUAGAUAA